Messenger RNA from Nematostella vectensis (starlet sea anemone), 4173 nucleotides. RefSeq names its product trichohyalin-like. The transcript is spliced from 16 exons. The coding region runs from base 109 to 4095 and encodes 1328 amino acids. NCBI's taxonomy places the organism in Eukaryota, Metazoa, Cnidaria, Anthozoa, Actiniaria, Edwardsiidae. The record is from RefSeq and is a predicted model, not a curated record.
CGCGCCUGACGUCAAUAAUCAAAAGUUAAUCAUCACUCCAGACUUUCGAGGGAAUUUCUUUCUGGUUUCCCGUGUAAACACAAAUAUCUUUCACGCGGUACACGCGUGAUGGAGAUUAGCGAAGAGGAUGGACACGAAUCACGCGAGUCUCUCUCUGAACGGUAUCCCGCUGCGUUCGUACAGGCUAUACGCGAAACACCCCUAGCAUUGUCAUCGGAUUUAAAUGCAAAUACACCAACAGCGGGGCAGAGCGCGGGAAUAGGUCUGAGGGAUUUAGGGCGGAUGCAGAUUUUUCCGUUUGGUUUAAUGGGCGACUACGAUGUGGAUUUAUUCCCUGCCAUGGCUGGACAGGAGGCGCUCAGAGAUGUACAGAAAGCCCAAGUAAAACGUGCUCGGGAGGAAACCAUGGAAGAGUUAUCAGCCAUUCUUCAGCGUGUCAAAUUCACAUUAUUAGAACUCAAGACUGCAGAGAAAGAGCUAGCUGUUUCUGAGACCCCUGAACCAACCAAAAAGCAAACGAAAAAGAGAAAACGUAGAAGAAAAAGAAACAAAGACAAGGACGAAACUGUACCUUCUUCCGACGUUGCCCUGACACCGGAUAGAAUUCCUACAGAGAUUUCUAGCGAAGAAAAACAAGCAGAGCAAAAACAAGGUGAGACCAUUGCACAAUUUGAAGGCGGCGAGGAACUGGUAACUAAACCUCGAUCAGGACACCUCAUGACAUCCUCGACAGAGCAGCUGCCGACCUUAUCCGCUGAUCCCAUGAGUAGUGAGUCGUGGAGCAGUUCGGGCGAGUACGAGACGGGCAGUAGUUACCCUGAAGACGAGGAGAUGUCAAGUGACGCGGCGGAAGCGUUAGACAAACCAGGGGAGCUGCCCUACUUUUCGACGCCUCCAGGCGUGCAGCAGAAACCACCAGCCUUGUCACCUACCCUCAUGAGAAAGGCUGCAAGACGGAGACGCACGUCGGAUGCCAUCGCAGGCUACAUAGAGCACUGCAUGGAACGUGAGGAUAUCAUGUUGCAGAUGAAGUCCUGGAUAGAGGCGGCCGCUGAUGAGGAGCCUCCACGCUCGCUCUCGCAGAUGGAGGAACGCUACAGCCCUGGGCUCUUAAGAGAGGAGCUCCCUCUCGCUAUAGGAGGCGCUGUGGAAACGUUUAAGGAGACAUUAACCAAACUGAAGCGUAUCGCUGACUCGUUAGGGAUUGGUGAUGCCGAGGAUGAAAAGGAAGAAGAAAAAGAGACUUCGGUGAAUUCCACGAAACCCGGGUUACCUCCACCACCAAAGCCGAAAGCCACAGUCAAGAUAUUUGACGACAGCGAGUUGUCGAUCCCGAACAAUUUUAACGUCGCCUGCAGCUUACUGGUGAAGAUUAUGGACGAAGCAGCGAAAUCCACUCCUGCUCGAAGAACUCGAAUCUCCCUCAACAACGGCCUCCAGCAAUUCCAGUUCAUUCGCAAGGUGAUGACAUCGCGUGCGAAUAAGAUAAACCAGCUGGACAAGGAAGUGAUCGAUAUGGGCGGGGAGAUCACAAAGAUAAAAAAACAAAAUGACGAGCUCCGUAAAACAAAGAAAAAGAUGCAAGUUCAGUACGAGAAACUAGAGCACCAACUAGAUGAUCUCAAAGUCCAACUGAAACGCAAAGACGUAGUAAUAGCGGAUUUGAAUAAAGUCGUAGAGGAUUACAAACGUAAGGAGAGUUAUGGACUAUUUCGUGAAUCUAGCAGUGAAGAUUCGUCCCCCUCAACAGCAAGCACGCCAGAAAGCUUUGAGGAGAAGCCCAAACACGCAAGAAACAAAGAGAAGAAAAAGGAGGUCAAAAAAAGGAAAGGAAAAGAAAAGUCAACAACGUCUGGGACUUCGAAAAAAUCAGAAGCAGAAAUACAGGAGAAGAAGGAGAUCAAAGUUGAAGAGGCUAAACCUGUGGAUAAAAGCGACAAACCUCAAGAAAGUGUGAAAGACAUCGAAAGGAGUGAAGUCUACCAGAAGCUUGCGACUGAUUAUGAAAACACAGAAAAGGCGUUGUUGAUAGAACAGGAAAAGUUAUCGGAAAUGGAGAAAGAGCUCGAAAACUCCAAAGACGAAAAGGUGAAAAUUGAGCAAGAAAAGGCGGAUUUAGAUAUAGCAAUUGAAAACUUGAAGCGAAAUCAAGAGAUCGAACUCGAAGAGCUGAAGGACAACAUUAAAGACUUGGAACGAGAAAAUAAAAAGCUAAAAGGCGAGAUCGAGUGUAACGAUGAGAUGAUUCAGUACCAAGAAGAGAGAAUCAACCAGUAUGCAGAGGAGAUCGAAAAGUUAGAGGACAAAUUGAUGUAUUUGCCAACAACACCGGCGGUAAGCCCAACGAGCAAGGACCGACGGAGAUCUACUGUAGGUCUCGCUGAGCCGCCCACUGCUCGCCAAAUGAUAGCUAAGAUCAAACAGCAAUAUGAGUCCGAGAUACAAGGUUUGAAAGAUCACCUAGCUAAAGAAAGCCAGCGACACCAGGCAGAUGUGCGGCGCCGAGAUCAGGAACACAAGAAAGACAUUACCAAUAUUCACAAGGAAUCUUUGCUUCUUCUUCGGGCAAUCAAUCGAUUCAAAGAAUGCGCAGCCAGUCUACUCGACAGGGAGAACAUUUUGGCAGAGGCGCAUGCGCUGCGUAAACUCCCGCCUCUACCGCUGGACGACACACCCGGUGAAACACGUCAAAUGCUGGCAAGGAUGGCGAUCCUGUCCAACGAGCUACUGGUGUCCAUAGAGCUACAGUUAUCGAAGGCACUGAUGAGCAAACGACUAGAGAUCAAGGAUACGUCUAUCUCGAGAGAAUUGGUGAAGAAAGAACUGGAUAAUCAGAUGGAAUCAUUGCGAAAAGUCAAGGACAUUACUUCGAUGCAGGCGGGCAAGCUCAAGGCUGCUCGGGAAGGGAUUAUAGAACAAGAGCAAGAAUUUAUGAGAUUCAGGCUUAGAGAGGGAGAGAAAAAAGAACAGCUCGAGGAGCGGUACAAGCAGCUUCUCAACGAGUAUAUCGCCCUCAGAAAAGAGGUAAUCGAGGCAAAGAAAGCGGAAAAGCCAGAUCGAGAAAAAGACGAAGAGCUUAACCGUAAAGAAGCGCUGAUUCACAAAUACAUGCGCAGAGAGAAAGGCAUGCAGAGGAUGCUAGAAGAGCAGAAAAAGGUCAUCUCCAAUCUUGCGUCAGCCUGGCGCACGAGGCGAGUCGGACAGCUUUUUAUCAGCAAAGAAGAUCAACUUGACAAUCUCAAGACAAUCAGUGAGAUCAUGACUAAAAAUAAGAUCUCAAAAACUUUACAUGAGAUGACGACCACUCUCAUCAAGGACGCCAUUGACCUUCCGCGCCGACGGUUUAUAGACCUUGUCCAGCGGUAUGUUCAUCACGUGCACCUGCAAGAGCUGGAAAAACGCGCCAAGCAAAUGAAGACCGAGAAGGAUCUCGGUAGUGGCGCGACUAAAUUCCUAUACAUGCUUGAACGAAGAAUACAGCAGAAAAAGCAAGUUUGGAAAAAGCGCCAGGAAGAGUUCGUCGGCCGUCGAGCAGACAUUCUUAUCGAGCUGUCAAAAGUUCUGACACGUGUGAGCGAAGAAGCCGGGAUUCUCCUCAGCAAACCCAAAUACCUAACCAGGAGAACCGCUGAUAUGAGCGUUGAUGUACAGGACACAGGGAUCGAAGAGCGACUGCGCGCGCUUCGGGAUGCGCAGAUGACUUCGCGCAUUCCUAUUGCGGAACGAGAUAAGUCUCCGCCAGCUGGGACCAUAUCGGGGUACGGGGAGGUCAACAGAGUUCCCGUAUGGAAGAUGAAGGCAUUGGCCGCUCGUUCGCACGUGUACGUGACAACGCCCAAGAUACUGGAUAUCGACGUCAAUCAAACACGUCUAGCAGCACAAGAAAUUGUCAAAAGAAUCAGUAGAGGUCAACUCGACUCUGCCAGCAUGCCAAAAAUAAAGACAUUGACAUCCCGUGUAUAUCCCGCUGUAAAGAAAUCAGUAAGUGAUCCUUUCCCGAGAAGGUCGCCACCCGCCAGGCGGACACUCGCGCUUCCACCAAUCGCUACAAUGUACCCAUCUGAGGACUACAACGCAGAAACAAACGGAUCAUAAAAAAAAAGCUUAGGAAUGAUGUCCUAAUAGACAUAAAAUUUGUAGGCAGAAUAAAAAGAAAAAUAUGACUUUCUUCUA